Molecule: messenger RNA, 3311 nt
Organism: Coffea eugenioides
Lineage: Eukaryota; Viridiplantae; Streptophyta; Magnoliopsida; Gentianales; Rubiaceae
Exons: 9
Coding region: 175-3057 (960 amino acids)
Biological process (GO): negative regulation of DNA-templated transcription; shoot system development; negative regulation of flower development
Source: RefSeq, a predicted model, not a curated record
UCUCUCUCUUAAGAAACCUCAGCUAAAACAUUUUCGUUUCUCUCUCUACUCUUUUUCUCCUCCAUUUCCAGACCUAAAAGCGGUUUUUGGGAAGUGGCCGUGGAGGGAAACAUUUCUAGGUGACGAGGGCUGUUUUGAUCUGACAAAUCUGAGUUUCCGGGAAGUGGUUUGGACAUGGAGACAAAUAACAACACAGUGGAAGAAAAUCCUCCACCCAAGUCUUCAGCACCUCUUAUUCCAAUCAGUUCAAUUUAUAUAGAACUACCACCAGCUCCAGUGGUGGUUAGGCAGCCCGGAAAUUGUCAUGACAACUUUUGUUUACGUGAGUAUGUACUUGAAAAGAGGAGCACUAAUCCCAGUGGUUCCGGGCUGUUUUCACCGGAUGACCCCAUCGGUUCCAUGGAACAACUUCCACCGAUGGAGGUCCCGAGAUUUAGAUUUUGGCGCUGCACAGAUUGUGUUAGUGAAUUCGAGAGCACUACUGCUAAAGUGCUCCAGGAGACACAGGAAGGUGCUGCAACACUAAAUACUGAGGGCAUUCAAGCUGUUGAUGCGAACGUUUGCUUGAAUGCAAAUACAGUAGAAGGUUCGUUAUCACUAGCUAGAAUGGAUGAGAUGGGUGCUGUAGAUGAUAAAAAUGAGACAAAUGAACCAGUGGAGGAUGCAGCUGAAACUAAUAUAAAUGGAGUAGCUGUUGAGACAAGAGAAGAUACUCCUAGUGGUCAUGUCAAUGUACCAGCACAAGAAGUUACUGCUGAUGCCAAUAUCAGUGCUCCAAGUGAGCUGCACGAAUCUGCUGAUCAGAAUGCUCGUGACACACGUAACACUGCACCAGCUGAUCCUGAAAGUGAACAGUGCCGGGACCAUGAAAAUGCAACUGGUAUGCCGCGUAAAAAAGUUAGAAAGGUCCGGUUGUUGACGGACCUUCUGGGUGAAAAGAGCAGUUCAAGAUGUGGUGCAAGAGAAGCUGUGCCACUUGAACCUUCUCGGCCAGAGAACACCGGGUCUGAGGGUCAGAUUAAUCCCAGCAAAGACAUUCAUAGCAGUGUCCGUAGUCCUCUCAGAAAAACUAAGCCUGUUGGGGAAGAAGACGAGAGAAAUGAUCCCACCAACGUGGCAGUAAACACUAAGGCUCCCAGGAGAGAUACUGGGAAAGCCAUUAUGAUGGUGGAAGCCCGUGACUCAGAAGAGGAAGUGAAUGCCUGUGGUGGAGAAGGAUUAUUCAUUGGAACAAAGAGCGAACGGUUGAGGCACAGACGCAGCAGCACAACUCCUGCACUUGGUAGGCAAAAUAGCAAGCAGCCUCAAGUACUUGAUUGUGGUACCAUUCCAUCUUUGACAAGACGAGUACAGGCUCCUUCAGAAGCUGGGAAUUUUGGGAAUCUCCAGUCUGCUGAACAAAGAGAGCACAGUCAUGUUGAUUUGGUAUCUGGAGGGUUAAAUCCACUACUAUCUCUCAACAAUGCUGCUGAAGGACUUGAUCUUUCUCUCGACAUUUUUGCUAAGAAAGCUAUCAAUCAAAGCAGUGAGGGUGUUAGGAAGGCUGGGAUGCUUUUUGGGAAACCUCUUACACCGAAUCAGUCUGAUGGAUAUCAGAGAAGAAGUCCCCAGUUUGAUCUCAAUGAGAGAGCUUCACAUAAGGAAAUGGAUUUUCUCCAGCUGGGUUUCAAUGGAAAAAGCUCUGGAGUUCCAGGAAAUUUGAAAGAAAGUGAUCACAAGGCAGAUGAUAUCCCCAUGGACAUCGUUGAGCUGCUGGCGAAGCAGCAGUAUGAAAGGAGGAAUGGAGAUGCAGGAGCAAGUUCUGGACCUUCUGGUGCUCAUGUGACCAGCAACACAGCAAGGGGGUUUCUUGAGGUAGGCGAGAUAAGGACUGUGGGGCAGUUCGUAAAGGAAUUUCCCAACUUCCCUAGCUUCCGAGGUGUUAACUCGCGAAGUGGGAUUUCUACAGCAAGCAAUUACAUAGGGUCUGCUAAGGGAAACUCCACUAAUUUCUCGCACAUGGGAAGAAACAAUUUCAAAUUGUUCCAAGGAGGGGAAAAUCAACUCAACAGCAUUUUCACGGCUUUCGCACAUAACCAGCACAAACAAUAUGGCGGAGUUCAAGUUCCUGCUACUACUUCCGUGAGGCCUGAUUUGCCGUGCAGUGAACCUGUGGACCCUUUAUUGUUAUCAGGACCUACCAAAUUGUCUUUUGAACUUGGGGUGCAACAGAAGCUUCCUGGUGAGCAACAUAAAGGCAAAACUAUCAGCGACAUCAAGGCAGAUGAGCUUAAAAGAACUGAGGAAGCUAGGCUAAUGUUAUCUAAACCAGGAGAUACCAUUGUUAGCUCAAAAGAAAGGGGCCCACUAGAUGCCUAUGCUAAUGAUAGCAUUCCAGCAAUGCAGCUACUAAGUCUCAUGGAUGGGCGGCCAUCAGGAGCUACUUUCAAUUUGGGCUCAAGCAAGAUCGUGGACAAGCCAUUUGCUCCCUGCAGUUAUCACCCCAGGUUCAGCACAAAUGAGAGACAGGAUUUCCUGAACCGGUCCUUCCUUUCAAGCCCAAGUCACCCAAAGGAAACUUCUGGCCUCAGGAUUUCUUAUUCUGAUAUCUACCAAAGAUCGAGGCCGCUUCCAGCUGUUUUACCUGGUCAAAUAUCUUUCAAAACUCCAGAACAAGAGAAGCCAAGGGAGAAAUCAAAAAAGAGUGGGUCUGGCACUGGUUUUGGUCCGAGCUCUUCUCGUGGCAAGGACAAGCAAACAGCAACUCUUCAUGCUUCAGAUUCGAUUGUGCAUCCUCAGAAGCAUCACAGACUUGAAGGUCCACGGAGGUUCAACUUGGAGGCCUCUGGUAUAACGGGAGGAGUUGGGCGAGCAAAUGGCGUGUCAUCAGAGGGGGAAUGUGGUUGGAACAGAAAUCCUGCUGAUUUUAGCUUGCCUGUAGCAGGAAAUGAAUACACAAUCUGUGCAAGGGAUCUGAAAUUUCGGAAGAGGAAUGCAUCAAGGGAGAAGCGUUCAAGCGUUAAAGCUAAUGGUGCAAAGAGGCAGAGGAAGGCCAAGUCUGGGACUGAGCCUCAAUAGAGUUAUGCCUCUUAGGGUUGCAAAUUAUUCUGCAGCAGCACCAGAUGUGUCAUAUGGAAAGCAGAAAUUCAUGGUUGAAUUCUCAUUCAUAUUUAUACCUUAGAACACAGAAGUUUUUGGAUUUUGAAUUUUCAGCAAAUUUUGCUGGAUUUUAGUGAUUAUCAAAUAAGACAGUCAAAUUAUGUCAAUGUUUUAAGAAAAUAACUGUCUUGGUUACAUCAUACAAGUUUAACCUGAUUAGGACCUGGAUAUCU